GCUCUGAAACAAUCCAAGUACUAAAGCAGGUGACUUGAACUUCAAAAUAAUCCUACUUAUCUGCAUUAAUCAUGCCAAGAGUACAACAACAGCAGCAGAAAGGUACAAGCAUGGAGGAGAUCAUAAAGAAGGGGGCAUGGUCUCCAGAGGAAGACCAAAAACUGAGAGGUUAUAUCAUGAAAUAUGGCAUCUGGAAUUGGAAACAGAUGCCCAAAUUUGCAGGGCUUUCAAGAACGGGGAAAAGUUGUAGACUACGAUGGAUGAAUUAUCUCCGCCCUGAUGUUAGGAGAGGACCCUUUACCAUGGAAGAAGUCGAAAUUGUCAUCAAAACUUAUCAGGAACUUGGAAAUAGCUGGUCAGCAAUAGCUGCGAAAUUGCCUGGAAGAACAGACAACGAAGUUAAAAACUUCUUCCACACACACUUAAAGAAGCAUCUUGGACUGAAAAAUCAUGAUGCUCCAUUGAAAACCAGGAAAAGCCGCAAACAAACCAAAGAAGAUGAGAAGGAAAAUAGUACUCGAGGAAGACUUGUGCUUGAAACGAGCAAUAACAGCAGUUCAUUAACAACAGGUGUUUGUUCACCCUGCAGCAGCACUAUUACAUGUGAAGAAAACCAAAUGAUGGAUCCUUUUGUGAAUUUCUCACAAACUUUUGUAGAUUGUUAUAACAACGUUACUUCACUUGUUGUCGAUCAACAAGUCUCCGACAUGGAAAACACAUGUACAAAUAUUGGUGUUGCCCAGACAUAUUCCAUUCCCCAUGGUUCUGCUGUUAACUCCUUCGACCAAUUCGAUAUGAAUUCAUUCUGGAUUGAUGUACUUGGAAAUAUCUGAACAUCUUACGUUCUAAAACAUGUUACAACUUAGAACCCA
Molecule: messenger RNA, 872 nt
Organism: Solanum stenotomum
Lineage: Eukaryota; Viridiplantae; Streptophyta; Magnoliopsida; Solanales; Solanaceae
Product: transcription factor MYB8-like
Exons: 3
Coding region: 72-833 (253 amino acids)
Source: RefSeq, a predicted model, not a curated record